Messenger RNA from Populus euphratica (Euphrates poplar), 3197 nucleotides. RefSeq names its product CSC1-like protein At3g21620. The transcript has 12 exons. Gene Ontology annotation, molecular function: calcium-activated cation channel activity. Lineage: Eukaryota; Viridiplantae; Streptophyta; Magnoliopsida; Malpighiales; Salicaceae. The coding region runs from base 779 to 3085 and encodes 768 amino acids. Gene Ontology annotation, cellular component: plasma membrane. The record is from RefSeq and is a predicted model, not a curated record.
CUGCUUGCGUCUCUUCCAUAAUUUUUUUUUCAAAAAACUAGAAGAGACGGAGAAGAAGAAAAAGGAAGCGCAGAAAAUAAUUAUAAUAGUUCGAAGAAUCUUACUUGCUCUCACUUUAGCUUUGAGGAUGAAGACAGUAAAUUAGACAACGGAGAUAUAACUCAAGAAAUUGUUAGAGAGAAGCGACUAGCACGUACUUAUUUGUUUUUUUUUUUUGUCUCUUCUUUUCUGUUACGUGCGUUUCUUUCUUCUGUUUCUCAGCCAUUGUGCUCUUAAACGCUGUCGUCUUCUCGCUUCAAAGGUAACACCAAGUUGUUUGGAUCUUUUCAAACUUAAUUAUGUUUGUACGAAGUCGUUAGUUGUUUGUUUGCUGUGUAAUUAACUGGUGGAGAAAAACAUCGAGAUAAUGUAUUUGAUUAAGAAAAGGAAACUUCCUUUUGGUUUGGUUUCUGAUGUGCUGGAAUAGAAUUCCUCUUAGUUACGUUGCUGUGAUGGAAUUUUUUUGAGAAUUUAAGAUCUUGUGAGCCCCUUGAUUUUGACACUCCAGAUAAAUGCCGGUAGUUUGAUUGGCAUUCUCAUGUGACUGAAAAGCUAGCCCCACCCCCUUUUCAUGGCAACCCAUUUGCGAUUUUGUUUGUCUCGCUGCAAUGAUUUUGAACGUUAAAAAGGUUGUCCUUUUAAUGUUUGAUCCUACUAGCCGGUUUAUGGUAUUUUAAGGUCAAUCUCUUUGUUGCAGGGAGGAUAAGUUAUUGUUUCUUCCAAGUGAAGUGAACAGGAUAUGGCGACAAUAAGUGAUAUAGGAGUAGCAGCAGCUAUUAAUAUACUCACUGCAUUUGCUUUCUUUAUUGUGUUUGCGAUUCUUCGGAUUCAGCCGGUAAAUGAUAGGGUUUACUUCCCCAAAUGGUAUAUCAAGGGUUUAAGGAGCAGUCCAUUGGGCACUGGCGCGUUUGUAGGCAAGUUUGUCAAUUUGGACUUCAGGUCGUAUGUGAGGUUUCUCAACUGGAUGCCCGCAGCAUUGCAAAUGCCGGAGCCUGAGCUAAUUGACCAUGCUGGAUUGGACUCUGCUGUUUACUUGAGGAUUUACUUGAUAGGGCUUAAAAUUUUUGUUCCUAUUGCAUUCCUGGCCUUCACUAUCUCAGUGCCAGUUAAUUGGACAAAUAACACUUUGGAGCAUUCUAAUUUAACUUACAGUGAUUUGGAUAAGCUCUCUAUAUCAAAUAUACCCACAGGAUCAUGCAGAUUCUGGACCCAUAUGGUGAUGGCUUAUGCUUUUACCUUCUGGACAUGCUAUGUGCUAAAAACAGAGUAUGAGACAGUGGCUAAAAUGAGGUUGCAUUUUCUUGCAUCAGAGAAACGACGUCCUGAUCAAUUCACAGUACUGGUGAGAAAUGUGCCACCAGAUCCUGAUGAAUCAGUUAGUGAACUCGUGGAACAUUUUUUCCUGGUUAACCAUCCUAGCAAUUAUCUCACUCAUCAGGUUGUCUACAAUGCUAAUGAACUUUCUAACUUAGUCAACAAGAAGAAAAAGAUGAAGAACUGGCUUGACUACCAUCAAAUCAAAUAUUCAAGAAACCAAUCCAGGAAGCCUUCUCUCAAGACUGGUUUCCUUGGCCUUUGGGGGAAUAGGGUGGAUGCAAUUGAUCACUACACAUCUGAGAUUGAGAGACUAUCGAGAGAAAUCUCCUUGGAGAGAGACAAGAUUGUGAACAAUCCCAAGUCAAUCAUGCCAGCAGCAUUUGUUUCCUUCAAAACUCGAUGGGGAGCUGCUGUUUGUGCACAAACACAACAAUCCAGAAAUCCAACUAUAUGGUUGACUGGGUGGGCUCCAGAACCCCGUGAUGUAUAUUGGGAUAACCUCGCAAUUCCAUUUGUUUCGCUCACACUAAGAAGGCUUGUUAUUGCUGUUGCGUUUUUCUUCCUCACCUUCUUUUUCAUGAUUCCCAUUGCAUUUGUACAGUCCCUUGCGAACAUUGAAGGAAUUGAGAAAGCACUCCCAUUCCUGAAACCUAUAAUUGAAAUGAAAGUGAUUAAGUCAUUCAUUCAAGGUUUCCUUCCUGGAAUAGCUUUGAAGAUAUUUCUUAUUUUUCUACCCUCAAUAUUGAUGCUAAUGUCUAAAUUCGAGGGAUUCAUUAGUCUAUCAAGCCUAGAGAGGAGAUCUGCAGCUAGAUAUUAUAUCUUCCAAUUCAUUAACGUGUUUCUUGGAAGCAUAAUCACCGGAACUGCAUUUCAACAACUGGAUAAUUUUAUCCACCAGUCUGCAACUCAAAUACCAAAGACAGUUGGAGUUUCGAUUCCUAUGAAGGCAACUUUCUUCAUAACUUACAUAAUGGUUGAUGGGUGGGCUGGAGUCGCUGGGGAGAUUUUAAGAUUGAAACCCUUGAUUAUCUAUCACCUCAAAAACUUCUUCUUGGUGAAGACUGAAAAGGAUAGGGAAGAGGCUAUGGAUCCUGGAACUCUUGGUUUCAACACAGGGGAACCACAAAUACAACUUUAUUUCCUCCUUGGCCUCGUCUAUGCAGUGGUGUCGCCUAUCUUACUUCCUUUCAUAAUUGUAUUCUUUGCCCUCGCAUUUGUUGUUUAUCGUCAUCAGAUUAUAAAUGUUUACAAUCAAGAGUAUGAGAGUGCUGCAGCAUUCUGGCCUGAUGUUCAUGGACGCAUCAUAGUUGCAGUAAUUGUCUCACAACUGCUGCUAAUGGGAUUGUUAAGCACAAAAGAAGCUGCUCAGUCCACACCGUUGCUCAUUACGCUCCCAAUAUUGACAAUAUGGUUCCAUUUGUUCUGCAAAGGCCGAUAUGAACCUGCUUUUGUUAGAUAUCCAUUGCAGGAAGCAAUGAUGAAAGAUACGUUGGAACGUGCCAGAGAGCCAAACCUGAACCUGAAAAGCUUUCUUCAAAAUGCUUAUAGCCACCCAGUUUUUAAAGGCGAAGAUGAUAGCGACAGUGAUGAAGCACCCGAAGAGUUUGAGAAAGAACCUGAUCUGGUCCCAACAAAGCGCCAGUCUCGAAGGAAUACACCAUUGCCAAGUAAACAUAGUGGUUCAGUUUCAUCCUCUCAGCGUGAAGCUCAGGACUAUCCUCUAAUCUGAAACUGUUUCUGCGACAUCAACUUGUGUGUAAAUGCGAGUCCUCGGGAGAUUAAACUGUUUGAUAUUUAUUCAGCAUAGAGGUUGUACAUAGGAUAGACUACGAAAAGAGAUA